AUGAUGGAGUUCCAUUCCUUCUUCGGCCCGACGGGCUAUUCGUACAGUAAUAGAUCAAGCAAAAGGAGGAUUAUUCAGGGCAGGCUGGCGCAAUCGCUCCCGCAUGCACAUGCAGGUGCGGAUUGUAAAUUCGUUGGCAAUAUGUCUACGCUGGUUCAAAUCCAGCUCGGCCUAACACUUCGCCAAUCGACUGUGAGAUGCUACGGGAAGCCGGCGACCGAAAUCCGCGAGACCUUAUCUAGAGAAGGGAAGCCCGACCAAAACCCAGUAGCCACCAUCACGAACGGAGAAAGGAGGACCACCAGGCCGCUAGAGACGCGCAAAAUCAGGGAGAAGGGCGAGCCGCAGAGGGUGACCACCGGUCAGAACAUCGAUUUCGCCGAGGAAGACGAGCGGCAAUUUGAGGGAGGCAAUUUGGGGAUAGGUUUUUUUUACAAAAUUAUCUAA
Molecule: messenger RNA, 447 nt
Organism: Striga hermonthica
Lineage: Eukaryota; Viridiplantae; Streptophyta; Magnoliopsida; Lamiales; Orobanchaceae
Source: the annotation of a GenBank genome assembly